AUGGGCGAUAUUCAACAAAUUCGAGAUGCAUUUGGCUUUGCCAAUGAAUUUCUAAACCCGGUACUUGAUCGAGAGCAAAUUAAAAAGACCCAAGGAGCUUCAUUGAUCAGUAUUCUGAGCCAGGCAUCCGGUGAUGAUGUCGCUAGUGAUGAUAUGUCGAGGCCGGCCAUCAUCAGGAGGGCCUUGGAUAUAUUGGUCGGUAUCCAUGAAUCCUUCGCUGCAUCCGAAGGCGCAGAUCCAUUUCAACAGCUAGCUCCAGACGGCGAAGAUAUGGCGAUGGAGGAUGCCAAGCGACGCCGGAUGCUACAUGCUCUGCUAGACUUGAUCUCUCUCGAAGGAAUAUAUCCCUCGCUCUCAUCUGGCGUUGGGAUUCCCCUCCAGCAACGAGUGAUGUCAGUUCUACCUGCAGGAGUCAUUGCAAAACAAGCAGAAACCAUUGCUAGCAGUGUACCUCGCAACGAAACUCUCCUUCGCCAGAUCAUAGAUAUCUUACUAGACGUCAUCUUUGAUCCAAGGCUGAGCAUUCAGCCUGUCAUUCGCGGUCGUAUCCUCAGCGACAUACUUAGCGGCACAUCAGAUCUUGCCUAUAAUCCACAUACUACGCCACUAUAUGACAGGAGUAUCUAUCAGAAUGCAUUGUCAAAGAUCGUCGCAGGCACUCCUACCACAGUCUUGCUACCGACACUGUCUAACUUCCUUCAAUCUGACAUUGUGCAGUGGUUCAAGUCAACUAUUUCCGGCCACAUUUCGCACAUUCCAUUACGACCUGGAGGUGUAGUACAAACUAUCAUGUUUAUUGCCUCGCAAUUCGCUCCAUCGUUGGGCCAAGAGGCCCAGGACCAAUCCAGCGGGCCUCAUUUGACAGUGCAAGCCAUCAUGCAAAUUUCACGGCUUCUCUCCUCUGUGCCACAAGAUGUUGAUCCAGUUGUGUAUUUUGGGAAGAUAGCCCCGCAACUGCUUGCCUUGAUAGACGGCGAGGAUCCAGAUUUGCGAACGACCGCAUCCUAUGUUGUUGGCAAUGGGAUUUUGGGGAAGCGGGCCUAUGGAGCACCUGGUACUAUUGGCCAUUCCAUAUUCGUGGAGCCGAUCUUUAAAGCACUAACGGGAGAACUUGAUGCCAAUUCCAAGCAAUGGAUGGCCCGUUUCUCCGAUGUUGGGGGCUCUAUGCCAGACUUUGAAGAUGUGAACCCCAGCUCAAUCAUCGUGGCUGAUGGAGCAAUAGUCAGCCUUGCUAUUAACCGAAUCAGAUGCUUGACAUUACAGCAUCCAAACCCAGGCUUGGUCAAAAGACUCGUUUAUCCUAUCCUUCUUCCAUUGUGGGGACUCGCUUGUGCCUCCCAGGAAGAGCAAAUUCUCCCCCUCCAUGAGCGGGUGCUACCUCUUUUACAAACAUACUUCGGUAUCUCCGUAGGAGUUCAACCACUCAAAAAGAUUGUCGACAAUCUUCUAUGGGAUGGUGGCGUGACGUGGACAUACGGCAAAGACGGCGACAACGAAUUAGCUUUGAAGAAACGAGCAGAAGAGCUUAACAACCAUUCGAAUUUCAUUAAGUUGAUUGAUUCGUUGCAAACACGCGCUGAGCUGUUUGUCAGUCUGCUUGGCUCAGACCCAAGCAGCGAAGAGAGAACCGGGGACAUCUUUCUCUAUGUUAGUGAGAAAUGGCUUGUGCAGCCGCAACAAUCGGCGCGAUCCCAAGAGACCUUGGUCGGAGGACCCAUCGGUGACAGCGAUAACCUCAUUGGAAACCUUGUCAGUGCUAAGGUUGCUGAGAAAUUGCUUGAGAACUUUAAAGAAACGCUGUCUCGGCGCCCACUUCGGGUGUUGGAGCUGAUCAAACAGGUUUUUGAUGGAGAGCUUCAUAAACUCAAAGCACAAGAAGCGUCCAUACAAAAAGCAAAAGCCGGGGGUAUGUCUUUGUCCAAUUUGGCAAACAUAGCAGACAGCGGAAACAAAGAGAACACCGAUUCUUCAGAUAAUGCCUCCUUUGAAUCAUUGACAACAGCAUUCAGUUUGCUAUCUACUGUCAUUGCAUCGCCAGACUUCUCACCAUCUGACAAUAUGUUGCCCCUCUUGGAAUCCCUAAAAGGAGGCAUUGACCAAAUCAUCCCUCUACUUCCAUCCUCUCUCUCUAAACCUGGCAUGACAUCGUCUAUGCUUUUGGAAAUCCAUAUCACAUCACCAGAGUCUACCGGUAUCAAGCCAACACCUGCCCACAUAUCAGAUCUCGAAACCCAUCGUCAAGCUUUGGCGAACCUCAACUCGAAUUUACCACCAGUCCAAGCAGAGGGAUUGUCCCUUCUAUCUAAACUUAUCAUGGAUGCAUCCCCCGUUUUAGACGUACCAUCGUCCAUGUCGAUCCUUCUAGCUGUCAUCACUGACACGUCUGGGGAGGCUGCACCUGAACAAUACAUUUACUUGAACGCUAUCAAGAUCAUUGGUACAUUGGCGGCACGCCACCCUCGCACGGUAAUCAAGACCUUGAUCGAUACCUAUGCCGAUAGAUCAGAGAUUACGAAACUUGACGAGCGACUCAAGGUUGGCGAGGCUUUGUUACGAACAAUUCAAGACUUGGGCGAGGCACUUUCUGGAGAGACGGCCAAGAUUCUUGGAGAAGGCCUUAUUGCCGUGGCAGGUCGUCGCCAGAAAAAGCCUGAAGCACUGAAGAAACGAGAACAGCAGCUUAAGAAAGAGCGCAGCAAGAAGGAACGCGAAGAGCGCAAGGCAAAGGAAGAUGCCCUUCCUCCUGGCUGGUCCAUGUCUUCGGCUAUCAACAAGGCCGCCACCGAACUGAACCUUGUGGAAGAGGAUUCAGACACUGAAUCCCCCGAGCAAGCUGUUCACGCCGCAAAUGUCGUUGCUGCAUGGGCUGCCGGUGCCUAUACAGACGAACAACCAGACGAUCUUCGUAUCCGUGCCUCGGCUCUGUCAAUCCUUGCCUCUGCGAUACAGACAAACAUCGUCGGUCUUGGACCUGUUAUCAUUUCCUCAGCCAUCGAGCUGGCCCUUGCCACCAUGACUCUCGAGCCUGAAGUCGAGAGUGCCAUCCUCCGUCGGGCAAGUGCCGUCCUCAUUCUGGAUACACUGAAAGCAUUGGAGUCCGUACGUGAAACACGUAGACACGAUAUUGGAUUUGGCUUCUCGCUCUAUGACCAGCCAUCUUCUAGUACCUCCAACACAGCUGUGGAGUCCAAUAUCGGCAAUAUUCCCACCAUGUUGCGCACCCUUGGCUUUGUCGAAAGUCGGGAGCAGGAUGGAAUCGCCCGUGGACAUCUCCGCGCGUUGAUUGAAAGUUUGGAGGCCUGGAUGGAGAAGUCUAUGAUGUGGGGUAUUGGUGCGAACGAUGACCAGGAAACAUCUUAUCCACGAUUUGGAUUGUCCGACAAGAUGGAGGGCUUACAACUCAACCCUCUGGGUGAUCAGGAUCGCGCAGGACGACCUCGGAUCGAGGAGAUCGAGUAA
This is a messenger RNA of Penicillium nucicola, 3459 nucleotides long. Its product is annotated as RTP1/Tango6 family protein. The transcript is spliced from 2 exons. The record is from RefSeq and is a predicted model, not a curated record. NCBI's taxonomy places the organism in Eukaryota, Fungi, Ascomycota, Eurotiomycetes, Eurotiales, Aspergillaceae. The coding region runs from base 1 to 3459 and encodes 1152 amino acids. Gene Ontology annotation, biological process: protein secretion.